Molecule: messenger RNA, 321 nt
Organism: Striga asiatica
Lineage: Eukaryota; Viridiplantae; Streptophyta; Magnoliopsida; Lamiales; Orobanchaceae
Source: the annotation of a GenBank genome assembly
AUGAAGAAAAUUGUACCCGAUAAAGUGGCUUGUAAAAAACGUACCUUGAGAGAGGCUGAGAUUGGGGGGAGAGUGAGCCCGCGCCGGAGUGGUGGCUCGCCGGCGGCGGAAUUGCGAUGGCGGGAGGAGGACGGAGGAGGAGGUGAGGGUGCUCAUCGGAGUUGGUACGUUGGCAGUACCAAAGCUGCUCGCUGGGUUUUACGAGCUAAGAUUAUAGAGUUUAUUCUCAAGUUUGAAGCACACCAACAAGGUUCAAAUAUUCCCGUGUUAAAUGUACAUUUCGUUUUGAUUGUCAAUGUCAGCCCACAAGUCCUAAGUUAA